AUGCCCCACCCUCUCCACUUCCCAUCAUUACCCACUGGCUUCCAAGGAUACACUGCCAUUCUUCCCCAUCAUUACACUGGCCCACCUCCGGAUGGCCCCACCUCGCCAACUUCCAUCAUUAACCCCACCUGGCUUCCGAGGAUUUGUACACCUCGCCACUUCCCAUCUUCCCCUUUAUCGUUCCCACUGGCUUCCAAGGAUACACCUCGCCACUUUAUCAUUCCCCCACUGCUCAUAACCACCUCGCCACUUCCCAAUCAUUCGCCACUGGCUUCCAAGGUACACCUAGCCCACUUCCCAUCAUUCCCACUGGCUUCCAAGGAUACACCUCCGCCACUUCCCAUCAUUCCCAUUGGCACCAAGGUUCCAAGGAUACACUCGCCACUUCCCAUCAUUCCCACUGGCCUUCCAAGGAUACAACUCGACACUCCCCACCACAUUCGCCACUGGCUUCCAAGGAUCCAAGUACACCUCCGACACUUCAAUCAUCAUUCCCACUGGCUUCCAGGAUAA
Macrobrachium nipponense is the source of this 513-nucleotide messenger RNA. Its product is annotated as YLP motif-containing protein 1-like. Lineage: Eukaryota; Metazoa; Arthropoda; Malacostraca; Decapoda; Palaemonidae. The record is from RefSeq and is a predicted model, not a curated record. The transcript has a single exon. Bases 1 to 513 code for a protein of 170 amino acids.